GCGGCUCCGGGGUUCAUGGUGACGAGGCGGCGGCCGCUCCAGCCCAGCGGCGGCGGCGGCGGCGGCCGGCGGGAGCGGGGGCGCGGGCCGGGGCCGCCUCUCCCAGAGAGCGGGGCCGGGCGGCGGGCGCGCCCAGGCGGCGGCGGCGGCGAGCGCCCCCCCCGGCCCGCGGCCCCGCGCGCCCCCCGCGCCGCGCGCCCGUGCGCCUGGCUGCCGGGGGGCCGGGCCGGCGGGCUGCCGCCGUGCCGCGCACCCAUGGACGGCCCGGCCAUCAUCACCCAGGUGACCAACCCCAAGGAGGACGAGGGCCGGGCCCCGGGCGCCGGCGAGAAAGCAUCCCAGUGCAACGUCAGCCUGAAGAAGCAGAGGAGCCGCAGCAUCCUCAGCUCCUUCUUCUGUUGCUUCCGUGAUUACAAUGUGGACGCUCCGCCGGGCAGCAGCCCUGGUGUUCUUCCGCCGCUGGUGGAGGAGAACGGCGGGCUUCAGAAGCCACCAGCUAAAUAUCUCCUUCCAGAGGUGACGGUGCUUGACUAUGGAAAGAAAUGUGUGGUCAUUGAUUUAGAUGAAACAUUGGUGCACAGUUCAUUUAAGCCUAUUAGUAAUGCUGAUUUUAUUGUUCCCGUUGAAAUCGAUGGAACUAUACAUCAGGUGUAUGUGCUGAAGCGGCCACAUGUGGACGAGUUCCUCCAGAGGAUGGGGCAGCUGUUUGAGUGUGUGCUCUUUACUGCCAGCUUGGCCAAGUACGCAGACCCUGUGGCUGACCUGCUGGACCGCUGGGGUGUGUUCCGGGCCCGGCUCUUCCGAGAAUCAUGUGUUUUCCAUCGAGGGAACUAUGUGAAAGACCUGAGUCGCCUUGGGCGGGAGCUGAGCAAAGUGAUCAUCGUGGACAAUUCUCCUGCCUCGUACAUCUUCCAUCCUGAGAAUGCAGUGCCUGUGCAGUCCUGGUUCGAUGACAUGACAGACACGGAGCUACUGGACCUCAUCCCCUUCUUUGAGGGCCUGAGCCAGGAAGACGACGUGUACAGCAUGCUGCACAGACUCUGCAGUAGGUAGCCCCGGCCUCCGCCCGCCUCCCGCCUGUGCACCCUGGAACCUCAGCCUCGGGACCUGCCUGGCCUCAGCUCCCCAGGAGUUAAGAGUGAGGACACGCCAUACUCCAGGCCACGGGGCGAAUGUGGCCAUACCUACCUGGUUUAUUUUUUAAGAACAGAAACAACUAUUUUAAAAUGAACUCUUUUAACGAAUUUCGUAAAGGGACAUGCAUUUUACUGGAUUUGCUUUUCUUAAAACAUACCAAAAAGGAAAAAAAUGGGAAAAAAAAAAGCUUGAUAUCUAUCAGACUUCCUUUCAACUGUCCUCCCCUCCAGCAGACAGCCUGUCCCCUUCUACCCCAGCUCAGAGUAGCUGACCCAACUCAGAAUCUCUUUCCUACAGGAUGAAGUGCCUUUUUGAAUGUUAUUUUAAGCUGAGAGUUAAUUUUUCUAUACAACGUAUUUCCAGACAUCUUUUAGUCUUUUAUUGUCUUAGCUUCUCUAAGAAGAUAAAUAUGACAAUUUUCUAAAACCUGGAAGGUGGGAGGGAGGUGGGUGGUAAGGGAUGGGGGUGAGUCAUAGGAGCCUGUCUCCCAGCGGGUGUGCUGCUCCGACUGCCUGUGGCAUGCCGCAGGGUCAGGCCCCUGCGAGGAGAUUUUGUGAUGGUGUCAGUGUGUGCAUUCAUUUCUGACCCAGUUUGGAAUGUAUCCGCAAUCGUGUGGCUCAACGCUUUAGGAAACGAUAGAUCCUUUUAUAUUACUCUUAUUGUUUCUGACGGUGACAAAUUUGUCUUGAGGUCACAGUUUCCCCUGGAAAAAGUGGCAUCAUGUCACUUCCGCUUUCACACUACUGCCAUAUUUCUGUAUGUUUUUGGUUUAGUUGUUGUUGGUAGAACAGUUCUAAGAAACUCUAAAACCCUUGGAUAGUUUAAAAAAAAUCUGAUGAUUGAUUUUUAAAUCUGUCCUUUCCAAAAGCUGGAUACCCGUGGAGCUGUUUGGGAAUUUUCUUUGCUGCUACCGUGCUGCCACCAAAUGGAAUUGACCAGCGGCUGUUACACUGUUCUUUGCCACUGUGCCUACGCUCAGAAUCUGCUCACUGCUAAGCUGCAGACUUGGACAGGGUCAGAAACAUAGGUGUCCCACCCCGUUGCAGACUGUGGACUGCGUUCCUUCCCUGGCACCAGCCUUGGGAGUUCAGAAGGGAGCAAAGACAAAAGGGCCAGCGCACCUGACCGGUGUGGCGUUCAUUUCAAACGGCAGUCAAGCUCAGAGUUUCUGAUAAGCCGACUGUUGUCUCUUGAGAACCUGUGGCCUCAACCCACCACCACGCUGAUGUGGCCCGAGUCCAUCUCUUGGUCUUCUCUUUUGAAGCACAGCCUAUUUCUGAGCCGAGGGUUGGGGAAACGCAUCUAGAUGUGGGACCCAUCAUCGCCCAGAGCCAAGGAGAGGAAGGGCCCCCUCCCUGAGCCGGGGCUCCCUUUGCAGCCUUUCCCAGUGAGAUCUUUUAAGCAGUGCCAUGUUCCUCGUUUGACAAUAAGACAGUCUAUAAAGUAUUGCUCUUAAUGAUAAUUUAAAAGAACCCUUUCAUGUUGGCACCAUUGCCUUAGUCCUCUAUGGGUCGGGCCGGAGUUCUGGUGGGAGUGACUGGCACUAAGAAGACUGGAAAACGGUGGGGGGCGGGGAGCUGUCAAAGUAAAAUUUCUUUUCUGCUUUCAUUCAUAAAAUAGUGAAGCCAGCUGCCAAUCACGUCCUCCCAACAGCACUUUGGUCUGCAGACUGCCGUGCUUUCAGAAGAGAAGUGCUGUGAUGGACAGUUGGCAUGCCAGGUUUUGAGAAGAGUGGAUGGUUUGAAGUGCUUGCAUAUACCUGUGCAAAAUCAACUGGCUGCCUCUGUUCCUAUUUUACUGUAAAUUUGAUGGUAUCUGUUCCUGUUCCAUUCUCUAGGGAGCUUCUCUAUAAACAAACACACAUACGCACACCCCCAAGUGGUGGAGAUGCUGGUGGUGUCUGGAUAGUCAUGGAUUUCUGUUGGACAUUUGAAUGUGUAAACAAUCCAGCAUCACUGGGGAAAUACUACAUGUAGAAUGUGCACGUUUCCAGGGCCGAGCAUUGUCAGUCAAGAGAUUUGCAAUGAUUUCCUUCCUGCCAAAAAUAAAUACAUGAAACUGCG
Molecule: messenger RNA, 3200 nt
Organism: Lagenorhynchus albirostris (white-beaked dolphin)
Lineage: Eukaryota; Metazoa; Chordata; Mammalia; Artiodactyla; Delphinidae
Gene: CTDSPL
Product: CTD small phosphatase like
Molecular function (GO): RNA polymerase II CTD heptapeptide repeat phosphatase activity
Source: RefSeq, a predicted model, not a curated record